Rana temporaria (common frog) is the source of this 3213-nucleotide messenger RNA. Its product is annotated as toll-like receptor 5. The record is from RefSeq and is a predicted model, not a curated record. Bases 253 to 2865 code for a protein of 870 amino acids. Gene Ontology annotation, cellular component: membrane. NCBI's taxonomy places the organism in Eukaryota, Metazoa, Chordata, Amphibia, Anura, Ranidae. Gene Ontology annotation, molecular function: protein binding; transmembrane signaling receptor activity. Gene Ontology annotation, biological process: immune response; toll-like receptor signaling pathway; inflammatory response. The transcript is spliced from 3 exons.
UGAGUUCUGUUUGCAAUCCUGUGGGGGGGAGGGAAGAGGAAGGGAAGGGAGGAGGAUGUCUCGCAUUCCACCUCCUCUUACAUGUGAGAUUAGGCAAUACAUGAGUAAAGAGUAAAGCAGGCAGGUCUGUUAUACGGACUCAGAAAUGUCCUCAGCUGGGACGCCGCAGACUCCGGGCCAAGCUGGACCCUCAGCAACCAUUACGUAAGCAUUUCUGAAUAAUGAAGAUUACUUGUCCAUGCUGCUGAAAAGAUGGGCGUCAGGUACGUCAUGUUCUACCACAUAGCCCUUCUACUUGGUGUCCCUUUCUUCGUCUCCAGCAAUGAGAAACGCUGCAAGACUGUUGGAGUUAAUGUCUUUCUUAGUUCCUGUAAUUUCACUCAAAUUCCCUACCUGGCAAACUACACAAAAUAUGCUGAUUUAAGUGACAAUUACAUCCAGGAUUUAAAUUCACUGUCAUUUCCACUUCUGGAGGAAAUGUUUUACCUGCGUCUAGACAGUCAAAAAACUAAAAAGCUUACAAUACAGAAGAACAGCUUCAGAAAUUUGCCAAACCUCAAUACUUUAGAUUUGUCCUAUAAUGUAAUGCUGGUAUUGGAUCAAGAUGCAUUUGCUGGCUUGUCACAACUUUACAGUCUUUUGUUAACCUAUAACAAUUUAAACAGCUCCAUUCUGGAAAAUGACUAUUUUAAGGACCUACUUUAUUUAGAAACAUUGCAGCUGUCCUCUAAUCAGAUAACAUAUCUCAAACCCAACCCCUUGUUUUAUCGUUUGCACAACUUCAAUAUACUAAGCUUAAGAGACAACAAAAUAUCCAGACUUUGUGAGGGAGAUCUUUACAGCUUUGAGCUGAAGACGUUCACUCUCUUUGAUCUUUCAGGAAAUGAUCUAGGUUGGGUAGAAAUCAGUGACUGGAGCAAGUGUGGAAAUCCUUUUCGGAAAAUAAAUUUUAACGUAUUGGCCAUUUCUGAAAAUGGUUUCAAUGGUCAAGCAUUGAAAUCACUGAUCAAUGCUAUAAAUGGAACCAAAAUACAACAAUUACAACUUAGUUCUCACACAAUGGGUCCUGGAUUUGGCUUCCAGAACCUCAGGGAUCCAGAUAACUCAACUUUUGCAGGUUUGGUCAACAGUGACAUUAUGGCUCUAAACAUAUCAAGAGGAUCAAUCUUUUCUCUGAAGCCACUUUUGUUUGCAAAACUUUCCACCUUGCUAAGUCUGGACCUUUCAAAAAAUAAAAUAAAUCGUAUUGAACAAAAUGCCUUUCAAGGACUGUACCAACUUAUUUUUCUAUAUCUUUCCAGUAAUUUAUUGGGCGAAAUAUACGAUCAUACAUUUGAUGGUCUCACAAGCGUACUUGAAAUUCACUUAAAUGAUAAUCAUAUAGGGCCAAUCCAACAAAAUGCUUUUAAGAACCUUCUAGAUUUAAACUAUGUAGACCUGCGAGGCAAUGCCAUUCUAUCCAUAAUAUUUUGUGAAAGAAUACAUUUCCUAAAUUUUCUAAAUCUAAAAGAGAACAAGCUAAAAAAAAUUGACACCAAUGAAUUAAGAGCUCAAGUAAUUGACUUAUCAGAAAAUCAAUUGGAAGACCUUGGAGUAUUGUACAAGGUUCUACAGAACACCAAGCUUAAUGGCAUCUCCUUAAAACAAAAUCGAUUGUCUAACUGUUAUCCUUUCUACAAUAUCCCACCAAACAAUUCCCUCACAUAUCUGGAUCUUUCUAACAAUAUGAUACAUUUAAUUUGGAUAAAUGGGCAGUGCCUUGACAUGUUUCAUAAUCUUUCUGCUCUUCAGUAUUUGUAUCUCUCCAACAACCAUCUCCAGUUUCUUCCAGAUGCCCUUUUUAUGGAACUGACUUCUCUCGAAUUCCUUAACUUGUCAUCUAACUUUCUAAGACAUCUAACACCUGGCGUUUUCCCUGAGGGCCUGAUAACUUUAGAUAUUUCAAAGAACCAGCUACUUUCACCAAACCCAGAGAUUUUUUUCACUUUGAAGAAUCUUACCAUUGGCUUCAACCAAUUUGUUUGUGACUGCACCCUUGUAAAUUUUUUAAUAUGGUUAAACCAAACUAACACUACUGUGAAAGAUUCUCCUGAUAUUUUUUGUGCCUAUCCUGAACCUUUUAUGUACACAUCUCUUUAUAGUAUGACUUAUGAAGACUGUGAUGAAGAAUUAUUGUUAAAGCAUCUUAGGUUUUCCUUGUUUGUUUUUACCUCUAUUGCCCUUGCAAUCUUUUUGACCUCUGUGAUUACGUACAAACACUUUCGAGGGGUUUUCUUUGGUCUCUAUAAAAGCAUGGUAUUCUCUCUGCUUCAAGAAAAAAUCCAAGAAGAAAAAAUACACAAAUACGAUGCCUAUUUGUGUUACACUCAAAAGGAUUUCCACUGGGUGGAAAAUGUUUUUCUAAAAAACCUGGACUCUGAGUACUGUGAAAGGAACCGAUUCAAUCUGUGUUUUGAGGAAAGAAACUUUAUACCUGGGGAAGAUCAUAUUGUAAAUAUUCGCGAUGCUAUCUGGAGCAGCAAGAAGACCGUUUGCAUUGUGACAAAGCAAUUUUUAAAGGAUGGGUGGUGUGUGGAAGCAUUUAAUUAUGCUCAAAGUCGCUAUUUUACCGAUCUGAAGGAUGUACUUAUCAUGGUGGUGGUUGGGUCACUCUCAGACUACCAACUAAAAAAAUUCAAACCAAUAAGGACUUACAUACAAAGGUGUCAGUAUUUGAAAUGGCCAGAGGACUACCAGGACAUAGACUGGUUUCUAAGCAGACUUUCCUACAAAAUAUUGAAGGAUGAAAAAGUAGACAACAAAGAGGUCAAAGUUUCAUCAGUGACGACUACGAUGGAGCUACAGCAAAUAGUAGCAGUUUCCUGAGUUGCUCACUUAUGAACCCAUGUUGCUGACCAGCUCAUAAAACUGUAGCAUCUAAGGAAAGAUAGGCUUAAAAGCCUACAGGUUGCAGGCCCCAAAUGUUACCUUAGUAAGGUAAACCAAGAAAAUCUGCUGGUGGUUAAGGUAGUUUUGAAUCUGUGCAUCAAUUUUUACCACUGCAACUUAAAUGCCCCAGCCUACUCAGUACUCUACUGUAUCUUAGUGGACACAAAGUUGUACCACUAAACAGUCACUUAAAGCGGGGUUCCGGGCAUAAUUGUUUUUUGCAAUAUAAACGUAAUUACAGUGAAUAUUCCUUAAAACAUAUUGAAAAAUCACCAUCCGUACAAA